AAGUUCAUAAUUUUGCAUUCAUAUGCAGUUGUCAAAAAACCAAUAACAAACAACCAGUGAUGCUAGCACACCGGCAUGCGGUUGAACAAACUCAGCGCUCUCUCUCUCUGUCUUGCUGGCAACACUGCCACCAUCGAAAUGCCAAUUUUCAAUAUGGCGCACCGUGCCGCGGCACGGUUCCAGUUCGGUUAGCCAAAAAGCACUAAUUUUGUCACGGUUGCACAGCACCGGGAACUACCAAAUACUAUACAAUAGAUCAAAUCACGCAAAACUAUUAGCAAAAUGGGAGACACACGGUAUGUUACCGAGAUACCGAGCAGUCUCAAACAGCUGGCCCGAUUCGUAGUACGAGGGUUUUACACGAUCGAGGAUGCACUCGUGAUUGAUAUGCUGGUCCGGAAUCCCUGCAUGAAAGAGGACGACAUUUGUGAACUGUUAAAGUUUGAGCGUAAAAUGCUACGCGCCCGAAUAGCCAUUCUACGCAAUGAUAAAUUUCUACAAGUACGGCUAAAAAUGGAAACCGGUCCGGAUGGGAAAGCACAGAAGGUAAACUAUUACUUCAUCAACUACAAAACGUUCGUGAACGUGGUAAAGUACAAGCUCGAUCACAUGCGCAAACGGAUGGAAACGGAAGAGCGGGAUGCGACCAGCAGAGCGAGCUUUAAAUGUUCUAACUGCAAAAAGACGUUUACGGAUCUUGAGGCCGAUCAACUGUUUGAUUUCACAACGAGCGAGUUCCGCUGCACGUACUGUGGCAAUGCGGUAGAUGAAGAUAGUUCCGCACUGCCAAAAAAAGAUUCAAGACUGCUACUAGCAAAGUUCAACGAGCAGCUGCAACCUCUGUACGACCUGUUACGGCAGGUGGAGGGUAUCAAGCUUGCACCGGAAAUACUGGAACCAGAACCGGUAGACAUAGACACCAUACGCGGAAUCGCAAAACCAUCCACCAAAGUGCCCACGGAACAGUGGUCCGGCGAAGCCACACGAUCCAGUGGGUUUGUCGUUGAGGAAACGCGGGUAGACAUUACGAUCGGUGAUGGCGAUACGCUCGACACGGCUACGCAGCGUAAAGACCGGCCCGUAUGGAUGACCGAAUCGACCGUUAUUUCGAAUGACAUGGACGACAAUUCGGUCGAUGCUAUCCUGGAGAAAGCUGCCUUUACCUCUACCCAACCUCAAUCGAUCGGCAGUAGCAGUACCGGCACGAACAGUACAACCACUAAUGUCAUGUCGACCCGCAGCAGAAAGGAUGCGGACGACAUUAUGUCGGUAUUGUUGCAGCACGAAAAGCAGAGCGCCAACAACGCGGCUAAUGAAGCAGUGCGCGGUCUGGGACAGAACAACGAUGGUAACUCGAGUGAUACUAGCGACGAUGAUAGGGAUAUCGAAAAUGCGGAAAUACCGGACAUCGAACAUGUGGAAUCGGUAUCCGAGGACGACAUGCCUUCGGUAUACGUAGCAGGAAAGCCAUAUCCGUUGGAUGAAAUUGAUGACAAGCUGAUAGCGGACAUGACGCCACAGGAAAAGGAAACCUACAUACAGGUGUACCAAGACCACUUCAGUCACAUUUAUGAUUAAUGAUUAGACUCAUCAAAACAAAUAAAUGUUAAAUUUGAAAACUAGCGCAUUAAAACAAAAAAAGAAGGUUGCGCUGUACAUGUUCACUACA
Anopheles funestus (African malaria mosquito) is the source of this 1669-nucleotide messenger RNA. It is a transcript of the gene TfIIEalpha, whose product is annotated as general transcription factor IIE subunit 1. Gene Ontology annotation, cellular component: transcription factor TFIIE complex. The record is from RefSeq and is a predicted model, not a curated record. Bases 283 to 1578 code for a protein of 431 amino acids. Gene Ontology annotation, biological process: transcription open complex formation at RNA polymerase II promoter; transcription initiation at RNA polymerase II promoter. The transcript has 3 exons. Lineage: Eukaryota; Metazoa; Arthropoda; Insecta; Diptera; Culicidae.